Molecule: messenger RNA, 2865 nt
Organism: Aureococcus anophagefferens
Lineage: Eukaryota; Pelagophyceae; Pelagomonadales; Pelagomonadaceae
Exons: 8
Coding region: 1-2865 (954 amino acids)
Cellular component (GO): Golgi apparatus
Molecular function (GO): glycosyltransferase activity
Source: RefSeq, a predicted model, not a curated record
AUGGCGAACCAGAGCCCCUUCGCGCAGAACUGGGAGCUCGCGGAUUUGGUGGAUCUGGUCUACCAGGGCGCCGCCGAGCGGCGCAUGGAGCUCGGCUGCGCGGCGCUGACCAUCGGCGUCACCGACCAGUACGGCGUGCCGACGUACCUGCGGAAGAUGCCCGAGGUCGGCUACACGAAGCGCGUCCAGAAGGAGCGGCCCGAGCCGAGCUGGAUCGAGCGGUCGCUGACGCUGAACCCCUGCAUCGGCGCGGCCCACUUCGCGGACUUCUCCCGGAACGUGCCCUUCGGGACGAUCCCCGUGAAGCACACGGACCGCGACCCGCUCCAGCAGAUCGGCGUCUACCUCCUUUUUCGGGUCGUCCUCGUCGCGACGGCGCUGGUGUUGGCGCUGGCCUUCCCCGCCGUGCGGAUCGGCGCGGCGCUCCUCGACUUCGACGAUAAAGCGGUGAUGAAGCGGCUGACGAUGCGGCUGAGCGUGCCCGUGCUCUACAUGGCGACGGAGAUGAAGUGCCUCUACAUCCGCAUGCAGGGCGCCAUCCCGCUCUUCACGCCCAACGGCGAGCUCACGGGCGCCAUCGGCUGCUACGCGGACCAGCCGCCGGAGAUCAACCAGGACUGCCUCGAGUACGGCAUCAAGUUCGCCGGCCUCCCGCUCAAGUCCAACUCCGUCGGCUACAUCUGGAACAAGGCCUACAUCUACACCCAGGAGCGCCGCGACGAGUUCAUCGGCAUGAACAGCCUCGACCCGCCGUGCUGGGUGCGCAUCACGCACCCCGCGGACGGCGCCGACGUCGCGCUCGACGGCGGCUGGCUGCCGCUGGGCUUCCGCGUCGGCGGCGCCGUCGACGGGCUCGACGUGUGCGUGCAGCUGACGAACAAGCGCGUGAGCUACGAGUCCUUCACGCACUGCGGCGCGGCGUCGGCGCGCGAGUUCGUGCUGUCCGGGUUCCUGCCCGGCGUCUGGCGCGCCAAGGCCUACCUCGCGGCGAGCCCGGGCCCGGCGGGCCUGCGGCGCGGCGCCGCGCCCGACGGCGACUGCGGCGGCCACGAGUCCUGGUUCCUCGCGGACCGCGAGGCCUGGGAGCGCGACGUCGGCCUGAGCGCGGCGCCCGGCGGCAACGGCACGCGGGCGCGGCGCGUGCGCGACCGGCUCCUCGCGGCCGCGCGCGGAGGCCUCGGCGCCGAGCUCCGGGCCGCGGCCCGAGGCCGCGGGGCCCUCGUCGUGUCCAUGGCCAACGGGCCCCACGUCGGCCUCGCGCUGAACAUGGCGUACUCGGCGCGGCGGAGCCGGUGCCCCGAGGUCUUCGUCUUCGCGCUCUCCGGGGCCGCGGCGCGCGACCUCGCCGCGCACGGCGUCGCGUCCUAUGCGCUCCCCGUCGAGGACGAGGCGGAGAUCGCGGCGCGGCGCGACGUCCAGAGCCGCGGCUUCGGGGGCAUCGCGAUAUUGAAGCCCGUCGCGGUGCUCGCGGUGCUCGAGGCGGGGCUCGACGCGUGGUGGGUCGAUACGGACGUCGUCCUCUUCCGCGACGUCGCGGCGCUGCGCGUCCCCCGGGCCGCGGACCUCGCGAUCCAGGCCGGCGGGCUCCACUCCCGCGACGUCGCGCGCGGCGAGGCCCACUUCCACGUCGAGGCCUGCACGGGCGUCUACCUCGCGCGGCGCGGCGCCCGGGGCCUCCUCGAGGCCGCGGUGCAGACGCUCGCGCACGUCCGCGAGGCGCUGUGCGACUUCCGGCCCGACGACGUCUGGUUCGGCGACCAGGCGGCGACGAACACGGCCCUCUUCGAGGCGCGGUUCCGCGGCGAGACGCGCCGCCGGCCGCCCGUCGCCGUGGUCCUCGACCCCCUCGUCGUGCCCGGCGGGGGGCUCUUCUUCGACGGGCCCCUCGGCGGCGGGCCCGACGACACGGCGCGCGUCGACCCGGUCCUCGCGCACAACAACUUCGUCGUCGGCGAGGCGGCCAAGCUCGCGCGGUUCCGGCAGCGGGGCUUCUGGUUCGCCGAGGACCAGCCCGCGGCCUUCGCGCGCGCGCUCGCGGACGCGCCGCCGCCGGGCGUCUGCGCGGCGGCGACGGUCCGCGUCGACGGCGUCGCGCCGCGCCUCGGCGCGCUCGCGGCGGCGGCCGGGGGUGCCGUCGGCGCGGGGACGGCCGCGUUCCUGCGCGACGCGCCGGACCUCUGCCGCCUCGCGCGGCGCGCGGCCUACGCGGGCCGCGUCGACGCGGACCUCGUGGUCGUCCGCGAGUCGUCGUGCGUCGACACGGGCGCCGGCCCGCGCGACUACGCGACCUUCGACGUCUGCGCGAAGCGGCACAAGCUCGUCGCGCUGCGCGACGCGCUGGCGCACUGGUCCCGCGUCCUGCUCCUCGACGACACGGUGGCCGUGCGGGCCGACGCGCCGGACGUCUUCGGCCUCGUCCCCGCCGUCGCAGUCGGCGCGACGGUCGAGGACGCGCGCGUGCGGCCCGAGGCCGAGGCCGCGCGGGCCCUGGACCUCGCGCGCGCGCGCUACGGCGUCGAGCGGCCCGGCGACGGCCGCUGGUUCAACAGCGGCGUCGUCGUCGCGAGCUGGGCGCACGCGUCGCUCGUCGCGCGGCUGCCCGCGGUCCCGCUCGACCGCGCGCUCCACUGGGACCAGGGCUUCCUCAACGCCAUGCGCGUCGCCUACGAGGCGCCCCUCGCCGACCUCGGCUACGCCUUCAACUACGUCGGCAGCUUCCUCACGGCGAACGCCGCGUCGCGGCCCUUCGAGUCGCCCGCGGACGCGUUCUUCGUCCACGGCACGACGGGGCUCCUCCUCCCGCCGGCGGAGCGGGCCGCGUUCCUCGCCAACGUCUCCGACGCCUGGGCCGCGCGGGGGCUGUAA